AUGGCGGCCGUGGAAACUUGCGGCACCGGCUCCAGGUGUCCCGGGUCUAUGGCGGCAGCAACCAACACGAACAACGUCACCAGUUUCCAGAGGAAGGGUCCUAGAGCCGGCGGUAUCGACAGAGGUGGCUCUCGUCUGGUGUCCAUCCCGGGCACAAGACCGUCCGUGCGGAAUGGGCAGCUGCUGGUGUCAACCGGGCUUCCAGCCCUGGACCAGCUCUUAGGUGGAGGCUUGGCUGUUGGAACAGUUCUUCUAAUUGAAGAAGAUAAAUAUAAUAUUUAUUCACCCUUGCUCUUCAAGUAUUUCCUGGCAGAAGGAAUCAUCAGUGGGCAUACUUUGUUGGUUGCAUCUGCUAAAGAAGACCCUGCUGACAUUUUACAGAAACUUCCUGCACCAUUACUUGAUGAUAAUUACAAAAAGGAAUCUGAUGAAGACACUUGUAAUUAUAAGACACCAGAAUCUAAUACAGAAAUGAAAAUAGCUUGGCGUUACCAGUUAUUACCCAAGAUGGAUGCUGUACCUGUAUCAUCUUCAAGAUUUGGUCACUAUUAUGACGUUUCAAAAAGAAUAUCCAAAGAAUUGAUUGAAGCUUCAAAAUGGCAUCGAUUUUUUCUUCCAGAAAAAUUAUCUUCAUCUCUUAAAGUAGAGCCUUGUUCUCUGAACCCUGGGUACCUAAAGCUGCUUCACUUCAUUCAGAGCAUCAUUUGUGAGGAAGGAUUUGAUGGAUCCAACUCCCAGAAAAAACAGAAAAAUAUUUUAAGAAUAGGAAUUCAGAAUCUUGGUUCACCUUUGUGGGGAGAUGACAUUUGUUGUGUGGAAAACAGUGACAACAGCCACAGUCUAACCAAGUUCCUCUAUGUGCUUCGUGGCCUUCUGCGAACCUCUCUUUCAGCCUGUAUCAUCACGAUGCCAUCACAUCUUAUCCAGAAUAAAGCUGUUAUUGCUCGUGUUAGAAACUUAUCAGAUACAGUAGUUGGACUGGAACCCUUUGCUGGCUCUGAGAAAGAAACCAACCCAUUAUAUAAAGAUUAUCAUGGUUUGAUUCAUAUACAGCAGAUUCCUCGGCUUAAUAACUUGACUUGUGAUGUAUCGGAUGUGAAGGACCUAGCUUUCAAAUUAAAAAGGAAACUAUUCACCAUUGAGCGACUGCAUUUGCCUCCAGACUUGUCAGACACAGUGAGCCGCUCAAGCAAACAGGAUCUGGCAGAAUCUGCCAAACUGCUGGGCCCAGGCUGUGGCAUGAUGGCCGGAGGCAAGAAGCACCUGGACUUCUAG
Molecule: messenger RNA, 1275 nt
Organism: Elephantulus edwardii (Cape elephant shrew)
Lineage: Eukaryota; Metazoa; Chordata; Mammalia; Macroscelidea; Macroscelididae
Gene: ELP4
Product: elongator acetyltransferase complex subunit 4
Exons: 10
Coding region: 1-1275 (424 amino acids)
Biological process (GO): tRNA wobble uridine modification
Cellular component (GO): elongator holoenzyme complex; transcription elongation factor complex; cytoplasm
Source: RefSeq, a predicted model, not a curated record